Molecule: messenger RNA, 620 nt
Organism: Toxorhynchites rutilus septentrionalis
Lineage: Eukaryota; Metazoa; Arthropoda; Insecta; Diptera; Culicidae
Exons: 1
Coding region: 74-532 (152 amino acids)
Biological process (GO): purine ribonucleotide catabolic process
Cellular component (GO): cytoplasm; nucleus
Molecular function (GO): hydrolase activity
Source: RefSeq, a predicted model, not a curated record
CGUUUAUUCGUUUUUGACGUUCAAAAUUUGAUUCACAUGAAAUGUUUACAUUUGUUCUCGCUUCCCAUACAGAAUGAAUCGUUUCCUUGUGUCCUCUAGAAUAUUUCGGCAAAUAUUGCCCGUGAAAUGUCCAGCACAAGCGAAUCAUAUACGACCAUUCGCCAGCGGCAGACCACCAAAACCACCCGUUGCAGACGCGGAAACCAUUUUUGAUAAAAUCAUAAGAAAACAGAUACCGGCGGACAUAAUCUACGAAGAUGACAAGUGCCUAGCCUUCAACGACGUUUUACCCCAAGGUCCGGUGCAUUUCCUAGUCAUUCCCAAGCAGCGAAUUCCAAAACUUGAAGACGGAACCGUGAAGGAUGUGGAAACAUUCGGGCAUUUAAUGCAAAUUGCCGGUCAACUGGGAAAGCAGAAAGCUCCGAAUGGAUUCCGAUUGGUAAUCAACAAUGGAGACCAUGGGUGUCAGACGGUUCACCAUCUACAUUUGCAUAUUAUUGGCGGGCGUCAGUUGAGUUGGCCUCCAGGGUGAUUUAUAUUUUUCUAAUUUUGAUGUUAUGUAACCGCUAUUUCAUGGCUGUCGGAACUGAAUGUAAUUAAAUUUAUCCUUCAAACUGUUA